Molecule: messenger RNA, 1042 nt
Organism: Onthophagus taurus
Lineage: Eukaryota; Metazoa; Arthropoda; Insecta; Coleoptera; Scarabaeidae
Product: methylthioribulose-1-phosphate dehydratase
Cellular component (GO): cytoplasm
Molecular function (GO): methylthioribulose 1-phosphate dehydratase activity; metal ion binding
Source: RefSeq, a predicted model, not a curated record
GCCAUCUAUGAAUUAAUUUUUAAAAUACAAAAUAGGUUAUGUUUUGAAUGGAAUAUUUUUAAUUAUCACAUAAAAAGAGAUUAUCAUUGGUUUUCUUAUCUGAAAUAGUAAGUAUAAGUCCUAAUUUGAAGAAAUAACUGUUUAGUUAUAAAAUAAUGUCAAACUCUGAACACCCAAGGAAUUUAAUUCCGGAAUUGUGCAGGCAAUUCUACGAUUUGGGUUGGGUAACAGGAACCGGGGGUGGAAUUAGUAUCAAAUAUGAUGAUAAAAUAUAUAUCGCACCUUCAGGGGUGCAAAAAGAACGGAUAAAACCUGACGAUUUAUUCGUACAAACCAUUGAUGGGGUCGAUUUAGAGUUACCACCCCCGGAGAAGAAGUUAAAAAAAAGCCAAUGCACCCCAUUAUUUAUGUGCGCUUACACUCAAAGACACGCAGGGGCAGUUAUUCACACCCAUUCAAAAGCUGCGGUUAUGGUAACUUUAUUAUAUCCGGGUAAAACGUUCACAUGUACCCAUUUAGAGAUGAUUAAAGGGAUAAAAGAUCAAAAAUUGGGGCGCAAUAUUCGCUACGACGAACAACUGGUGGUACCAAUUAUAGAAAAUACUCCUUUUGAAGAAGAUUUAAGGGAUCGAAUGGCUGAAGUGAUUCAAGAAUACCCAGGAACUUGUGCUGUUUUAGUUCGAAGGCACGGAGUUUACGUUUGGGGCGAUUCCUGGCAACAAGCUAAAACUAUGUGCGAGUGCUACGAUUACCUAUUUGAUGUUGUGGUCCAGAUGAAAUUGCACGGAUUAGAUCCGAAUGCAAAGAAUUAAAAUUUCAAACAUCUAAAUAAAUCAAAACGUCAAAUUUUUGAGGUUAUGUUGAAGUUCGACGUUUUGAGGUUAAAUUUUGUGACUGUCGUCAUGACAACAACAUAGAUACUAAUGGGAUUAUAACCUCAAAAAUUUCAAAGCAAAAAUAAUUUUUAAAUUUUACUAAAAAGUAACCUUAACAAGUAUUACAUGAUGAAUUAUGUACACAAAACAACAAAAAAGAAAUGAAA